Messenger RNA from Boeremia exigua, 3675 nucleotides. Its product is annotated as SacI homology domain-containing protein. Gene Ontology annotation, molecular function: phosphatidylinositol-3,5-bisphosphate 5-phosphatase activity; phosphatidylinositol-4,5-bisphosphate 5-phosphatase activity. The record is from RefSeq and is a predicted model, not a curated record. NCBI's taxonomy places the organism in Eukaryota, Fungi, Ascomycota, Dothideomycetes, Pleosporales, Didymellaceae. The transcript is spliced from 3 exons. Gene Ontology annotation, cellular component: cytoplasm; membrane. Gene Ontology annotation, biological process: phosphatidylinositol dephosphorylation. The coding region runs from base 1 to 3675 and encodes 1224 amino acids.
AUGUCCGUUCGGGUGCUGAUCAAGGAGUACCCGCACCGCGCCAUCGCCCUCAGCACACCCACCCACGUCCUCGUCCUGCGCCACAGCGCCUCCUCGACCGAACACCAUGCCAACCCGAACGCCUCGUCGACGUCGCUGGGCAGCAACGGCGCCGCCGCCGCCCGCUGCAUGGUCGAGUUCUCGCGCACCGGGGACGUCGACCUGGACGACUACCGCGCCCUGCACUCGGUCACCGCCCACGGCACCCUGGGCCUGAUCACCGUCAACGGCGACGUCUUCCUGGUCGUGGUCAAUGGCGCGAGCAAGGUCGCGACGGUGCGCCCCGGCGAGACGGUCCAGCGCAUCCACUCGGUCGGCUUCUACUGCCUGACCAGCGCCAGCUACGACGCCCUGCUGAACGAGGAGGUCAAUCCGUACCCCACCGACACCAUCGACGACGAGGGCUAUGAGAUGGGCUUUGGCGGCCGCAAGGAGCAGUCGCCGCUCGAGCACCCGUGUCUGGCGCUCAAGAAGCUGCUGAGCGGCGGCACUUUCUACUACAGCUCCGACUUCGACCUGACCCGGCGCCUGCAGGACCGCGCGUCUGACGGCGCGACCGUGUCGAUUGACAGUCUGGACGCGGGCUUCUUGUGGAACUCGUACAUGAUCCAGCCGCUGGUCGACUUCAGGAGCCGGCUGGCGCCAAAGGACAAGGACGCGCUGGAUGCGUCGGGCAUCUUGACCUCUGCGAUCCGGGGCUUUGCGCUGACAGUCACGGUCCCCAUCUCGUCGGCGCCGAUCAAGGUGCGCGGCUCCGGGCUGCCCUCGCACAUGACCCUGAUCUCGCGGCUGUCGUGCAGGAGAGCCGGGACGCGCUUCAACUCGCGCGGCAUCGACGACGACGGCAACGUCGCCAACUUCGUCGAGACCGAGACCGUCUACUGGGCGCCGUCGGGCGUCUGCUUCUCGUACGUGCAGGUCCGCGGCAGCGUGCCCAUUUUCUGGGAGCAGCAGUCGGGGCUGCUGCCCGGCCAGCAGAAGAUCACCAUCACGCGCGGCCCCGAGGCGACGCAGCCGGCCUUCGACAAGCACUUUGAGAAUCUCGAACUUUCCUACGGCGCUAUGCAUGUCGUCAAUCUGCUCAGCAAUGAGAAGCCGAACGAGAUUGAACUCACCAAUAGAUAUCGGGAUCACAUCAGGAACAGCCCGCUGAACUUCGGGACUGAGAAGGGAGACAGCGAGCAUGAGCUCAUCAAGCUUACUGAGUAUGACUUCCACGCCGAGACACGGGGUCCUGGGGGGUACGAGAUGGCGAGCAUGAUUGCGCGGUGGAUCCAGGGCUCUGCUGAUUCAUUCGCAUACUAUCUAUCGGAAGAUGUGGAGGAGAAUAUCAGGUCGAACGGGCAGGACCAUUUCGUCAGACGCUCUUCGCCAAUUUUAAAUCAGGAGGGCAUCUUCAGAACCAACUGCCUGGACUGUCUGGACCGGACCAACCUCGUGCAGACCAUUAUCAGCAAGAUGGCUAUGGAGAUCUUCCUAAGCCACAAGGGGCUGGGAGGAAGCCCGGACUUUUGGGUCCGGCACUCGAGCAUGUGGGCCGACAACGGCGACGCUUUGUCUCGCAUCUACGCAGGUACCGGCGCGCUGAAGUCUUCGUUCACACGACACGGCAAGAUGUCGCUGGCCGGUGCGCUGGCAGACGCAAGAAAGAGCGUUACAAGAACGUACAUCAACAACUUCGCCGACAAGGGCCGCCAGAACACCAUCGACAUGCUUCUGGGGCGGCUGAUGGCGCAAGUGCCAGUCCAUCUGUAUGACCCUAUAAACGACUUCGUCGUAGCCGAGCUCACGCGGCGAGCCCCUGAGUUCUCCGAGUCGGACGUCAUCAACAUCCUCGUCGGCACAUUCAACCUCAACGGCAAGACAACCGGCAUCGACCAGGACCUGUCGCCGUGGCUGUGUCCCGACGUCAACGAAGCCCAGCAGUGCCCCGAGAUCGUCGCCGUCGGCUUCCAGGAGAUCGUCGAACUAAGCCCGCAGCAGAUCAUGUCCACCGAGCCCACACGGCGCCAGGACUGGGAGUUCGCUGUGAAGCACUGUCUCGACAAGAACGCCGCGCUGCACGGCAAGGAGGAGUACGUGCUGCUGCGUGGCGGCCAGCUCGUCGGCGCAAGUCUGUCCGUCUUCGUGCGCGCCGACAAGCUCAAGAACGUCAAGAACGUCGAGGGCAGCCUGAAGAAAACGGGCAUGUCGGGUAUGGCGGGCAACAAGGGCGCGGUCGCCAUCCGUAUGGAGUACGCGAACACAUCCAUCUGCCUCGUUACUGCACAUCUCGCGGCCGGAUUUGCAAAUUACGAGGAGCGCAACCGCGACUACAAGACCAUCAGCCACGGGCUGCGGUUCCAGCGCAACCGCUCGAUCGAGGACCACGAUACGGUGAUCUGGCUGGGCGACUUUAAUUACAGGAUCGGACUGAGCAACGACAAGGUUCAGAGGCUGUGUCAGAUGAACGACCUCGAGACCUUGUACGACAACGACCAGCUCAAUCUCCAGAUGGUUGCGGGCUUGACCUUCCCACACUACUCCGAGGCCCGCAUCACGUUCGCGCCCACGUACAAAUACGACCUCGGGACCGAUACUUAUGAUACCUCGGAGAAGGCUCGCAUUCCUGCCUGGUGCGACCGCGUGCUGCGGAAGGGUGAUAAUAUACGGCAGAUCCACUACGACGCCGCGCCGCUCCGCUUCUCGGACCACCGCCCCGUGUACGCCACGUUCCAGGUCAUGAUCCGACGGGUCGACGAGCGAAAGCGCGAUGCCCUCAAAGAAGAGCUGUACAACUCCCGCAAAACCUUCGUCGGCGACACACGCGCCUCCGGGCCCCUCGGCGACGACUCGUCCGACGACGAAGACCUGAUCGGCUACGAAAGCGUCGAGCCCGGUCUGCCGCCCGCCAGCUCCGACCGGCGCAAGUGGUGGCUAGACAACGGCCUCCCCGCUAAAGCCCGCAUCCAACCGCCGUCCGCCUCCCACAUCCCCAACCCAAACCACCCCUCCAACCCCUUCACCCCCAGCCCGGAACCAGACUGGGUCGACCUCGCCCGCUCCCGCCCCGAGCCCCCGCCCGCCCGCCGCCCGCCCCGCGCCCACACCCUCGACUUCAACAACCCCCCGCCCCCGCCGCCGGCCUCCACGGCCCGCAAGAUGAUCGUCCCGACAUUCAACCCCCGCGACCCAGACCAAAUCACCUACGACGGCGCCGGCGCGCGCGACGACCGCACCCCGACCGCGGCCGCCGCCCUCCGCCGCGCCGCCUCCUCGGCGUCCACGCGCUCGCUGCCCGCGCUGCCGUCUCGCGGCGGCCCGCCACAGAAGGUCCUGCGCAAACCCGCGCCCCCCGUGCCCGGCAAGAAACCCGCGCUCCUGUCGCGCGCCGCUGCGCACGAGCCCCCGCCACAGCAGUACCGUGACGACGCGCCGCGGCGCAGUAUGGCGCCUCCGCCGGCGAAUCUGCAUUUGGCGCGCAGGCCGCUGCCCGAAACGGGGGCGGGGGUGGACUUGAUCGAUGCCGGCGAACGACCGCCUGCGCUGCCGCCGCGGACGGGGACGGGGUUCGCGGGUCCCGCUGGGGGGUUGAUGGAUGAUGAGGUUGAUAUGCGGGGGUUGGAUGGGUGGGAGGUUUUGAGACCUGGGCGGUGA